Messenger RNA from Colletotrichum graminicola M1.001, 498 nucleotides. RefSeq names its product DAD family protein. NCBI's taxonomy places the organism in Eukaryota, Fungi, Ascomycota, Sordariomycetes, Glomerellales, Glomerellaceae. The record is from RefSeq and is a predicted model, not a curated record. The transcript has 4 exons. Gene Ontology annotation, cellular component: membrane; oligosaccharyltransferase complex. Gene Ontology annotation, biological process: protein N-linked glycosylation. The coding region runs from base 1 to 498 and encodes 165 amino acids.
AUGGCGCCCAAACGCAGCGUCUCUUCCCAAAGAGCAGCCGCCGCUGCCUCUGAACCCGCCCAACUCCCCUCCUCGCCCGCAGGACCGACUGCCGCCGCAGCGAUCCCGGGCACCAUGACCUCACAGCCCAAGGCCAGUCCCAAGGGCGCAUCCUCCGGUGCCCAGAACUGGGACCAGGUUCUCACCAACAUCUACAACCACUACGUCAAGAACACGCCGCAGCGCACAAAGCUGAUUGACGCCUUCAUGGCCUUCCUGGUUGUUGUCGGUGGGCUGCAGUUCUUGUACUGCGUUAUUGCUGGCAACUUUCCUUUCAACGCCUUUCUCUCUGGUUUCUCUGCUACUGUUGGGCAAUUCGUUCUCACUGCUUCCUUGCGCAUCCAAACCACCGAGGCCAACAAGUCCGAUUUCCCCUCUGUAUCACCUGAGAGAGCGUUCGCCGAUUACGUCGCAUGCAGCUUGAUCCUCCACUUCUUCUGCGUCAACUUCAUAAACUAA